AUGAACAACAAUUUCAACAUAAACGUUCAGGUGGACAGUGCGUUCCUCAGUGAGCACGAGGUGGAGGUGAAUGGCUAUUUCGCGAAAUUGUACACGGGGGAAAUUACGGUGGACACGAUGAUAGAAAUCAUGAAGAGCUUGUCAUGCUGCCCCAAGGGGUCCAAAAAUAAUGAUGUGUAUAAAUCAAUGUUAUUAAUUUUGUUUAAUGAGUGUAGGUUCUUCCCAAAAUAUCCGUCGGAAGAGCUGGACACCACAGCACAGCUAUUUGGGAAGUUAGUAAAGCACAACUUGUUACUAUCCUAUGGCAAUACCUUAGCUGUUGCAUUGAGGUGCAUUCUGGAAGCUUUAAAAAAAGGAAAUGAUUCUAAAAUGUUCAUCUUUGGAAUUACAGCCUUGGAACAGUUUGAAGACUCUCUAAUAUGUUACCCUAGUUUUUUGUCCUCUCUAAUAGAGCUCACUACCUUAAGGCAGUACAACCUGCAGUACGUCAUUCAUUGCAGCAAUUUGUUAAGUACCCUUCCUGAGCACUUUAGAAGUUUACCCUACAUAGAUGCAUCUACAAUUUUAAAAAUAAAACACCUCGCCGAAAUUGGUGCUAACAGUAGCACAACUGAUGCGAAUAUGUCUCAGGCGUCUAAUGAGGACUUGAGAAAAAUCUCUCCCCAUAAUGCACACAAUUUGAAGAAUGUAAAUAAUUUAAUUUCCUCCAUGGGCAUAGCCAUGGGUAGUGGCCUUGUUGAAAAUGCAAAUGUAAAUAACAACCUCAGCGCUGCGAGCAGCUGCAGCAGUAACAACAAUAACAGCGCCCUCGCCAACGCGCUAAGCAGCAUGCUCAAGGCUAACAGCGCCAACCUAACUAGUGACAACGUGCUCUCCUACAUCAGUGACCUUUUACCUAACAACUCAAGCCUUCUGCACCACCACCCGCAUCUGCAAGCCAGUCAGCAUGUCAAUCUGCAAGCCAGUCAGCAUGUCAAUCUGCAGGCCAAUCUGCAGGCCAGUCAGCAUGUCAAUCUGCAGGCCAAUCUGCAGGCCAGCCAGCACAUCAACCCCCACGCCAACCUGCAAGCCAAUCUGCAAGCCAGUCAGCAUAUCAACCCGCACGCCAGUCAGCAUAUCAACCUGCAACCCAGCCAGCAUAUCAACCCACACGCCAGUCCGCACACCCUAGGUAGAACUGAUCACCUUUUUAAAAAUAAAAACAUAAGCGAUAACCUAAACAGUAACUAUAACGUAAACAUAAACAGCUUCUCCUCCCCCGUUAAGAACCAGAACAUCACCUCCAAUGUGAAUCUACUAAACGGUGAUAAGCUGAGCACCCCUUUUGGUGCCUCUAAUCAGUUAUAUGCCAACCGGUCCUACGUACCUCCAAAUGGAAGCAACCAAAUGAACCGAGUUUUAACCUCCCAAGGCAACCAGUUCAACCUUGGGGGUAGGGAAAUUGUAUCCCUCAGCAAUGCUUCCAUCCUCAACGAUCAUGCAGGAGAAAUCGGAGUGAGCUCUAUGGUCGAUGCUUCCAAGUAUGCCAGUACGCCCGAAGGAAUCAAACGCCCGAAUGUUAAUCUUGGCGGCGAUAAGGGUGACGGCAUCGGCAUGAGCAGCAGCGUGGGCAUCGGCAACAACCUCGCAAGUGGCAACCCGCUCAGCAGCAGGGACAAAGAGGAGCAGCUGUGCCAAAUGAUGGAAUCGUUCUACGAUCGGGUGCAGGUAAAGCUACCACCCAAUUUGAGCCUAAACAACAUCGGGGGGUUCGGACUAGGCCAAAUAGAAUGCCUAAUGGACAACACCGAGUUAACUAAAAACAUUAUUGUGCCAUCGUCCCUAAUAAUAGGCGAAGUGUUUAGCAUUUUUAACACCCUCUGCUCAUUCAAUAUUGAUGAGAAAAUUAAAAUUUUAAAAGAAGUCAUGCAGCCAGAGCACUACAGCUGGCUAGCCUUUUACAUUGUCAAAUCCAGGGCCUCCAAAGAAGUAAACCUCCACGAAGUUUUCCUGGAGUUUAUUGAUAAGCUAAGCUACCCUAUGCUUAUCGACACCAUCAUCAAUAUGACUUACGACUGCAUACUCAUCCUGUUCAAAUACAUAAACGAAUUGAAAGAAGUUAGUGCAUUUAAAACUGUGCUCAAAAAUUUAGGCUCCUGGUUAGGGUUCAUAACCCUAGGGAGAAAUAGACCCCUAAAAUCGAAGAUCUUAGAUUUAAAGUUAGUUCUAUUUGAAGCCUACGAAAAAGGCUGCCUAGUUUGCAUACUACCAAUGGUAUGCAGAAUUUUAGAAUCUAUAAAACUGUCUAAAAAUUUUAAGCCCCCCAAUCCGUGGACCACCACUAUGCUGUGCCUACUAACAGAAAUUCAUGAGCUCCCAAAUGUGAAGACGUAUACAAUAUUUGAGGUGGAAAUUCUCUUUAAAAAUCUGGCCCUAGAUAUCCACGCCUUUCAGAAUAAAACCACCCUACUGAGUAAGCGAAGUGUCGCUCAAAAUAGGAAAAGUGAGUUGCUCAUUCCAAAAGGUGGUAACAACAACCAGGAGAGUAGCACCGCUUUACCUGUAAGUGAGGACCUGAAGAAUCUCCCACGCAGGGAAGGCCUAACAAGCGCUAUUAAUACUCACAUGGGUAGAGUAGAAGGUGCAUUGACUAUGAACCACAGAAUGGAGGAGUUCGAAAAUGCCGCUAAAAUUACCGCCAGGGAGAUACCAAGUAGUGUACCUAAUAAUGCUCGACCGAGCACGAGGUUCAUCCCAGAAAAAGUGGAAUACACCAGACGAAACAAUAACCUCCCAAGUUACAACGCCGAUUAUGUCGAUUCCGAAUGGAGCAAAGAUGAUGGCGAGAGAAUUGAUGCCCUGACAAAUGACAUGACGUUAGUUUCCACGUUUUCCCCCCCAGAUAUAAGUCUAAUAAAUGCUAGCUACCACAAAAAGGUGGCCGGCAGCGGAGGUAAAAAUGUCAAUGCCAUGGGUGAGCAGUACGCCCCCAGUGUGAGCUACGCCACUGGUGCCAACUACGACGCUAGUGCCACCUAUGAGGGUAGUUCCAUCCAUCCCCGCAAUGCCAACUAUGAUGGAAGUGCCAGCCAUCUCGGCAACGCAAACUAUUAUGAUAGCAACGCAGAGUACUAUGAAAACGGCGCGGAGUACUACGACGGUGCUGCCAACUACGACGGUGCUGCCAACUACGACGGUGCUGCCAACUACGACGGUGCUGCCAACUACGACGGUGCUGCCAACUACGACGGUACCGCCGCCUACUACGACAGCAACGACAAUAUGGACAUCCCGGACAUCUCCAUUGACAACAAUUUAAUUAACAACAAAAUUAAUAGUAGUAAGUUUUUGCAGAGCCUGAACAGCGCUGUGAUUAUAUCCCCCUCCAUAGCCCUCUUUCAAAUCCAGCCGGGGUUAAAAAGCUUAGUUACUAUAGCGUUUUAUCAAGCCAUUAGGGAAAUCAUCGCAGCUAUAUUGGACCGAUCUGUAGCCAUAUCCUGUGUUACAACGAGAGAAAUUGUGUGCAAAGAUUUCUGCCUAGAAAGGGAUGAAACGCUAAUUAGGAAGGCGGCCCAUAUUAUGAUUUCAUCACUAGCUGGUUCGUUAGCCCUAGUUACGUGUAAAGAACCGCUGCGAAUUUCUCUAACGCACCAUUUAAGACACUGGCUGGAAAAAACAAGCACGAAGGAUUGCAACGACCAGGUUUUAAUUGAACAAGUGGUUCAAAUUCUAAGUGCAGAUAACCUAGAAUUAGGUUGCAGUCUAGUCGAACAGGCGGUCAUUGAAAAGGCUAUCAAAGACAUUAAUGAAGCGUUGGAACCUACCUUUGUAGCCAGGCAGGUAGCCAAAGAGAACAGAAUCGCUCUCCACGAUCCCAUUCAUCUUAUGAACACGAAAAAAAUGCAACUCGAAAUCGCUCACUAUCUAAAGUUAGGAUCGCCUAUUACGAAUAAUCAGCUGCAAGUAUAUAAGGACUUCCUAAACAUAGCCCCGUUGAAAAAACUACACGCCGCUGCAAAGGCGCUGACGAAAGUGUACAAAAAUGUGAACGAUGUAAACGAUGUGAACGAUGUGAAUUUGGAGAGUAAUCAACAAAGCGGUGGUACCCUCAUGCAUGCCCUGUUUUCAAGUUCGAACUUACAGAAGAAGGAGGAAAAAAUAGACUACCCAAAAAGUAUGAACGAGGAGAAGCGAAUUGCUAAUGAACCCCCAAAUGGAAUGCCAAAAGGUGACCCCAAGGUAGUCAGAAAGACCCACACAGAUUACAAUCCGAAUGGUGGUAUAAAGACCGAGCAAAGUGUAAGCAGCGCGAAAAGGAAUGCGAAUGAAAAUAGCAGCCCCUCCCCCCAACCGAGCUCCCCAUCUGCGGCCCCACAAGCCACAAAUUCACAGCUGCAUAAAAUUCUGAACAAAUUAGAACUUGCGACUAACCAGUUGAAAGAUGCCGUUAAGGACAUCCUCAUCCUCCCCCCCAUAUUAUUUAACAUAAAUAAAGAAAAGCCCUCCGAUAAUGUAAACAAAAUGAGCCUUCACAUUUUGUAUAGCCUGUCCGUGGACGGAAGCAUAUUUAACCUAAUCAAAUCCAUCCCAGAAAUAGCAGCGCUAACACAACAUAAAAACGAGACCAUCAUUUCGUACUCUAAUAGAAUUUAUAAAUUCCUUUUUGAGAUUAUCCCCCCUAACAGUAAUAGAACGCCAUGGGUUUAUCGAUCGAAUGACCCGUCUGGCAUAUACUUGGAAGUAUUUCUGUGCAUCCUGGAAAAGCUGAAAAAGAAAUGCCCCUUGCUGAGAGAACACAUAACGGAUUUUAUCAUGUCGGAUGAUUCUUCCACCCUCUCGAAUGAUAACUCUCCAAGUUGUAGUAAGCGCCUUUUUUCCGCUUCCAACCUGCUGAAGGAGAAAGAAUCAGACGAUGUAGCCAAAAUGGGAAGCGAAUUUUCCUCCCCCACGAAUAGCAACUCAAAUUUGGAUGGCCACCAAAAUAAGAACGAGUCAGAAGUAAAGAGUCACAAUAGAGGAGCGCCCAAGAUGAAUGCAAAUGUGAUAGCUGGCUUCAUAAGGUACAAUCUGGUCAACAUGCAGAAAUAUAAAUAUUACCUUGUAAGGCAACUCAGCACAGACAUGUAUAGCGUCAACUCAAAUGUGGAGUUUGUCAUCCUACUGUUGAGGAAAAUUUUAAUAGACUUCCACAUUUUCAGGUACAAGGAUUUUGAAAGCAUAUUUAUCAUUUUGAAUAACCUGAAGGAGCAGAACAUUUUGACGAAGAAAGUUUUCUUCUUCAACGACUCCCCCCCUAUUGACAUCAACGUCGCCAUCGAACUGUUGACUGAAGAGGCCAAAAAGAUUCAGGGGAAAAAAGAUGCCGUCAUUUUUUCAGACCUGCUGCACGUUUAUGAGGAGUAUUUAAAGAGCGACGAUGAGCGUAACGUGAGUGAUGGGCGUGACCAGCAUGCCGUACCGAGAGGUGCCUACACAGAUCAGACGAUGCUGCGAAUCGGGAUGGACAGGAGUGCCACCGAUGCGGAGGCGAAAAAGGGACAACCGCCAGGGAGCCAAGUGCAAAAUGGCAGAAAUUGGCAACACGCGCAGGGAGAAGGUGGAUCCAGGGGGGACGAUGGAUCGUAUUACUCCAGUGAGACACUAAAGGGAAGAGAAACGAAUGGAAGCACAUUCGAUUUGAAAUGCGCAAGGACAAAUAACAACUUCCACCUGAACGAAUUAAAAAAAAGCGAGUUGCUGAAAAACCCACUGGAAUAUUUUAAAAGGGACUAUAACCAAUUAAGUGAAGACCUUUUAAGCGCCCUAAUUGAGGAGCAACAUUUCGAUAAAAUUCAAGACGAACUGAAGAGCGUCGACAACUUUGGUCUCCUAGACAUGGAGGGCGUCAAGGUGCACACUGUGGAAGAUGUGCGCCUGCGCGAGAAAGGCGAAAAGGAGAAGUCGGCCCUCAGUACGCGCACCAGCACCAACAAUAAGAGCAACAUAGACGGAAUAGCGAUAAAUCAGAUGAACCAGGAAAACAGAGCAAAUGCGCAUAUAUGCCACUCCAAGAGACAGGCGAAAAGGGAAUACAAGAAAAACCUAAAAAUUUUAAUGGACCCUGAAUAUAUAACCACCCUGACGCAGAUAAUCGAUUUCUGCCUGAACACGGACUGGAAUAUACUGCAGAAAAGAAAAAAUAAUAAGUACUUCAAAGAUAAAGGGGUGGGAGGUAUUAGAGUAGUCCCAAAACCGCAGAAGAUCCCAAAGCAACAUGAACAGAUCAUUAGCAUUUUUUUUUUCCAGUGGAUAAAACUAAUCAACCUUAAGAAUGUGGAAAACCCUAACCAGAGUUACGUUAAGUUUUUCCAAAACAUAUCCAACCAAGGAUUGCUACGAAUUGAUAAUAACACAGAUAACUUCUUUGCCGUGUGCAUUUACAAAGCUGUCGAAGGAGGGACCUCCAUUAGCACCGUCAACUCGAGUGGCCACAUCGUGGAAAGGGGGAAAACCACCAACGUGUUAGAUAAAGCCCACACUGCAAAUGGAAACAGAGGGUCCAACUAUCCUGGUGGUGCAAUUUAUGGGCAGCAAAACGGUGACUCUUCCCUAACGUCGCAGAAGAGAGAAUUCGCAAAUGGGGGAAGCGAUCCCAUACAAGGGGGACCCAUCCAAGGGGACAAUAACAACCCCAACGGAGUAUACCCCCCCAGUGGCGAAACCAAAAGCGGUGGAGGAAACGAAGAAUCGCCCCACUUGCACAGAAACAAAGCGAUAAACAAAAAUGAAGAAGAUGACGCACAACGAUUUGACAAAAUUGGCAGACACGCAGAACAGACUAGUAGCGACGAAACGAAAGAACCAAGAGAAAAAAACAACAACAGCAGCAGCAAAUGUUCCCAAGCUUCUGAUGAAAAUCGCUCCUACAUAGAAUCAACAAACUUAACUUUCUAUUCUAAUAUGUCCAAUGAUGGGCACUCUCAUUCAGAUGACGAAGAAGAAUCCUGCCUGGACUCUUCAUCAAGAAGGCAGAGGACCACAAAACAGAUGCAGGUGAAAAAAAGCGAAAUGUUGAGGAACUUAUCCUCUGCCAUCAACGGAUCGGCUGACGUAGACUUUGCGUCACACUGUGAAAACGAAUUUGACAAAUCGGAGACCCAUUUUGAGGUGAAGAGGAGGAACGGUGGUGGUAGUCCAAAUGAAAUGGCUGUUUCUCACUUGAGGGGCAGUUACAAGCACGGAAGUGGGGUCGAGUCGGACGAAGCGGAAGAAGAGGAAGAAGAGGAAGAAACGGGAGACACGGAAGACUCGGAAGAAACGGAAGAAACGGAGGAUGAACUGGAUGAGCAGCUAGACGAAGCAGAAGUGGGUGUUGAGUUAGAAGCGGACGAUGAGAUAGAAGCGGAUGUUGAGAUAGAAGCGGAUGGUGAGAUAGAAGCGGAUGUUGAGUUAGAAGCGGAUGUUGAGAUAGAAGCGGAUGGUGAGAUAGAAGCGGAUGUUGAGUUAGAAGCGGAUGAUGAGAUAGAAGCGGAAGAGCCGGGGGAGGAACACCACGGGAGCGACGCAGACGAAGAGGAGGAAGACGACGAGGAAGACGAUGUGGUGGUGCAGAGCGACGGGGAGGGAGAAACGCAAAUUGAGAGCGACGAGGAAGACGAAACGGAUGUGGAGGAGGAAGAAGCAGACGAAGCGGACGAAGCGGAUGAAGCGGGUGAAGCGGGUGAAACGGACGAGGAGGACGAAACGGAGGUCGAGGACGGCCAUCACGGCGACCGCGCCAGUGAGAGUUACGAGGUGGAAGCGGAAGAGCAGCAGCAGCAGUUAGGGGAGGGCGAGGAAGAAGCCAGCAAGGAAGGCGACGAGGUAGAAGCCAGCGAGGAAGCCCACGUGGAAGAUUCCCAGAGCAGCGGCGAGAGCGACGAUGAGGACGUCUACCACUACCACUGCGACCUGCGCGACCGCUACGCCUGCGGACAGCCGGAGGGGGGCAACCAGCCCGGAGGAGGCAUCUCCACUGCAGAACAGCCGGUGAGACUGGAAGGAAAUUUCCACGUGGAUGACACGAUUGACGCUCUUUCGUUGGAUGGCCUGGCGAAAAUGAUCAUCUGCAUGAUGAAGCUAGUCGACACGCAGCAAAUCUCGCCAUUCAUUCUGUUUCAAAAGGUGAUGAACGUAUUUUGUAGAAUCGUAGUGAAGGAGUCCAGAAGGAAUAAAAGGAACUUCAACCAGAGACCCUACUUCCGCCUCUUCCUAUCCAUCCUAGUCGAAAUAAAUAAAAACGAAAAAUACUUUGAGCAGUCAUACAAUAAGUUAAUCCUAGCCUUGGGGUAUUACCUCUGUAUUUUGAACCCCUUGCGUAUCCCCACAUUUAUUUUCGCCUGGCUAGAAUUGAUAAGCCACAAAUUGUUUCUGCCCAAAAUAUUGAAAACGUCCAAGGGGUGGUGCAUAUACAACAAGUUACUAAUUUAUUUGCUAGAAUUUCUUUACGUGUUUUUGAAGAAUGCAUAUUUAACUCCCCCCAUAAAAAUAAUCUACAGAGGGACACUCAGAAUGUUGCUAAUUUUGCUGCACGAUUUUCCAGAGUUCCUUUGUGUGUACAAUUUCUCCUUUUGUAAUUCCAUCCCGUUGAAUUGUGUCCAAUUGAGGAACCUAAUCCUGUCUGCUUUUCCAAGAAAUUUGAAGCUACCCCAUCCGUUUUACCCCAAUUUGAAAGUAGACCUCCUGCCAGAAAUGAAAGUCGUCCCAGUGAUCCUAAACAACUUCACAUUUAUUCUAAUUGAUUAUAAUAUAAAGAAAGACGUGGAUGAUUAUUUCGUCAGCAGAAAUGUCACCUGCUUAAAAAAAAUGCAUCAAAAAUUGCUCAUCAGAAAUAAAAUGAAAGCUUUAUAUUUAAAAACCAAGUACAACAUAGCCUUGAUAAAUGCCCUAGUGCUGUACAUUGGUAUGUCCCUCCCCUCGCAGAUACUAAUGAUUGACAAGGUUUCAGAGUCCCACCCCGCAUUGGAAAUAAUUCUACACCUGACUUAUAGGCUAGACAUGGAAGGGAGAUAUUACUUGCUCUCCUCCAUCGCCAACCAUUUGAGAUACCCCAAUGCGCAUACGCACUACUUCUCUUGUCUCCUCCUCUGGAUUUUUAACAUUUCCAAAAUGGAAGUGGUAAAUGAGCAGAUUACUGGCAUUCUGCUAGAGAGACUGAUAGUGCAUAGGCCUCACCCCUGGGGACUUCUAAUCACCUUCAUCGAGCUUAUCAAAAACCCCAUCUUCAAAUUCUGGCAGUGCUCCUUUGUGCAUGUUAACCCGGAGAUAGAAAAACUGUUUCAGUCCAUCGCGCACUCGUGUUUGGUCAACCAGAUGGAGCACUUCAGCGGGGUCGCCGCGGUUGGGGCGGUUGCGGCGGUUGCGGCGGAUGGAUCAGCGGGCGGCGUUAACGCAGUUAGCGCAGUUGGCCCAGUUGGCCCCGUUGGCGGCGCCAAUCAGGGCACCUCUUCCACGCACACGACGAGCGACGUGAACCCUGUCAGUGCGAGGAGUCCCCCCCCCUGCAACGACCGUAGCAACGCAGACUUGAAAAUGUAUACCCUUCCAAAUGAGCCACAUGCGAAUAAAAUCAUGCCCAAUUCCCAUCACCACAACCAAGGCAGCAGCACCAGCAGCAGCAUCACAAAUAGGUACACCCAAAAACAUGAGCACUCCGCAAAUGGAAGCAUCGCCAUGAAUAACCACUUCGCCCAUGGCAGUAACGAUGACCUUUUCAGGAACGCAAUGAGUGGCGACCACCUAAAUGGUUAUGCAGCAAAAGGUAACGCCUACCCUAGUGUGUGUGAACAACAACCCGCUAGGGUUCAUCCCAAUAUGUUAAGGAGUCACAUCAGCUAUAAUGACAGCAGUUCGAUCGAUACGGAUAAUUAUAGCCUGCCCAACAACCGCGUCGCCCAGAGGAACCACCCCCUCAGUGGGUAUGCCGCCCCUCCCCAUGUAGCUGCAGAAAGUAACAACCGCAAUGAUUUUUACCACCCACAAAAUUUACACCACUUGCUUGCUAAAAGUAAUAAAGCCCUAGAUAUUGAUGGUCAGAGCGAUUUCGGAGAAAUGCAAAGGGGAGUGCCCAAUGGCAGUCUUAGUGCCAACGACAGUGGAAGGAGUGCAGCACCCCCCGUUAGGGGUAUCCAUGGAACCAUGGGAAGUGGCACAAAUGUGGGGUUCCAUGGAGGCUUCCACCCGAACCGAAACCUCAUCAGCACCAACGUGAGUCUCAAUUCGCGCAACCACAGCGUGGAGAGUUUGAUCAAUCUGACGAAUUACGCCGACCUGAAAAACGUCAGCAUCCUUCUUCCUCCCCACCUCAUUAUGGAAAAUACAAACCCAUUCGAAUUUAAAAAGGUGGACAAGCUAAACCUGGACAAGUACAAUGUCCCCCCGUUCUUCGAGGAAAUCCUUUCCGAGUUCAUCGCCAAAUUAGUGAAGACCCAUCCGGACAAUGCGUACCUCUUUGCGCUCAAUUAUUUUGAUGAUAAAUUGAAGGAGCACCACUGA
Messenger RNA from Plasmodium vivax (malaria parasite P. vivax), 10491 nucleotides. RefSeq lists its product as hypothetical. Gene Ontology annotation, cellular component: CCR4-NOT core complex; P-body. The transcript has 2 exons. Bases 1 to 10491 code for a protein of 3496 amino acids. Gene Ontology annotation, biological process: nuclear-transcribed mRNA catabolic process, deadenylation-dependent decay. Lineage: Eukaryota; Apicomplexa; Aconoidasida; Haemosporida; Plasmodiidae. Gene Ontology annotation, molecular function: molecular adaptor activity. The record is from RefSeq and is a predicted model, not a curated record.